AUGACCGAACCAAUUUUGCUCGGGGUCGAGAAGGUUGAGCUAUCACCAGAACCCCACCGCAAUACUAGUAGCGUCCGGUGGGGCUAACAUCAGGGGAAAUGAUAGAAUGUCGCCCUCAUCACCCUCAACCGGCCCGAGAAGCUCAACGCGCUAACCGGGGACCUAUACUUCGACCUCGCACAGGUAAUGCUGAAGGUAGCCGCCAUGGAGGAGGUUACAAUAACGGUGCUGACGGGAACGGGACGGUGCUUUUCAGCGUGAGAUACCCCGCUUGGUUCUCCGGUCCGGCUGGCCACUUAACGACUUGUUGAAUGACUGACUCUUGGUGGCGUAAAUUGUGCAGCGGAGCGGACGUGUCUUCGACGUUUGAUGAUGGGAAGGGUGACAAUGAGCGGAAACAUUUUUUGAGACGAUGUAUGUUGCCGUGGACGGAUAUCGGACAUGCGCGAUGGGUGGGGGCUGACAGGUGGGCGUAGUCGCGGCGAAUAAUAUGGAGGUUACCAAGGCCUUCUUCGAGCACCCAAAGAUUCUCGUCGUGGCGCUCAACGGUCCUGCUGUUGGUUUUUCCGCGGCGCUCGUAGCUAUGGCAGACUUCGUAUAGUAACCUUCCAUCCCCUUCCCUCCCUCCCUCCCUCCUGCGACCGCCGCUGAGGCUCACCUAUCCCCCCAGUGCCACGGAGGGGGCCUUCAUCCUAACCCCCUUCACCUCCCUCGGCCUUGUCGCCGAGGGCGGGUCCAGCUACAUGUUCCUCCGGAGGAUGGGCAUGGCAAAAGCACACGAAGCGCUAAUCCUCUCUAAACGCAUUCCAGCUGCUGACCUCGUCGCCUGCGGCUUUGUCAAUAAGGUUUUCCCGGAAGAGGGCUUCCGCGAGAGGGUUUUGGAGUUUGUGAAUGAUGCUAUGGGGGACCAUCUAGUUCACGGGAGUAUGCUUGGUGUCAAGAAGCUGAUAAGGGAUGGUAUGAGGAAGGAUCUUGAGAGCGCGAGUGUUCGGGAGGCGUUCGCGGGGCUGGAGAGAUUUUUGGGUGGGGUUCCGCAGGAGGAGUUUGUGAGUUCCCCUCCCAUAAUAACUACUUUGUUUGAUGGAUGGGCGCGUUACUGACGGGGUUGAAGGCGAGGGUCGCGAGUGGGCGGAAGAAGCAUAAGCUGUGAGGAGUGAAUUUUUGUAUGAUAUCUAGUGGAAGUGGUGGUAGAAGUGUUGACGGAGGGGGAGGGAGCCGGGCGUUGCGUUGCGAUACCUGUAUUUUACUGCUCUUUGCAUCCCAGAUGUAUAGAUUCGGAAUCGAGUGCGCGUUCCUAUGGAAUGGAGAUGUGCCGCUGAUGGCCUAGAUCAAAUUGUUUGGCUCCGGAGGGUCUCCAUUCGAU
Molecule: messenger RNA, 1363 nt
Organism: Tuber aestivum (summer truffle)
Lineage: Eukaryota; Fungi; Ascomycota; Pezizomycetes; Pezizales; Tuberaceae
Source: the annotation of a GenBank genome assembly